Molecule: messenger RNA, 615 nt
Organism: Eurytemora carolleeae
Lineage: Eukaryota; Metazoa; Arthropoda; Copepoda; Calanoida; Temoridae
Exons: 1
Coding region: 1-615 (204 amino acids)
Source: RefSeq, a predicted model, not a curated record
AUGAACUUGAAUUCCAUAAAUGAACUGAUUGAACUGAAUGAACUGAAUAAACUGAAUAAACUGAAUGAACUGAAUGAACUAAAUGAGCAGAAUGAAUUGAAUGAACUGAAUGAUCUGAAUGAACUGAAUGGACUAAAUGAGCAGAAUGAAUUGGAUGAACUGAAUGAACUGAAUAAACUGAAUAAACUGAAUGAACUGAAUGAACUAAAUGAGCAGAAUGAGUUGAAUGAACUGAAUGAUCUAAAUGAACUGAAUGAACUGAAUGAACUAAGUGAACUGGAUGAGCUGGAUGAACUAAAUGAAUUGAAUGAACUGAAUGAACUGAAUGAUCUGAAUGGACUAAAUGAGCAGAAUGAACUGAAUGAGCUGAAUGAACUGAAUGAACUGAAUGAACUAAGUGAACUUAAUGAGCAGAAUGAACUGAAUGAACUGAAUGAACUGAAUGAACUGAAUGAACUGAAUGAACUGAAUGAAUUGAAUGAUCUGAAUGAACUGAAUGAUCUGAAUGAUCUGAAUGAUCUGAAUGGACUAAAUGAGCAGAAUGAACUGGAUGAACUGCAUGAACUAAGUGAACUUAAUGAGCUGAAUGAACUAAAGUUGAACUGCAUGAACUGA